AUGCAGGUAUCUUUUCAUCGUUUCCCUAAAGACGGCACACAGUUCAAGAAGUGGAUCAUCGCCCUAACGAGAGAUGAAGGCCCUGAUUUUCGUGUGACCAAGUACACAAAGGUGUGCUCAAAACAUUUUUGCACAUCUGACUUUAUUCGUGGUGUUGCCAGUGGUCACCGACUUCUCAGAGACACAGCUGUGCCAUCAGUGUUUGCGUUUAACAAGCCGUGCAGCCUUCGGAAGCCACCAAAACAGCGUGCUGCACCACUGCUACCACGAUCACCAGCCGCACAGUCAAGUCAAGCACAAGAGCCAACCGAAAGCGUAGAUGUUCCGACCGAGGAAUAUGACAUACCCAUCACCGACAGUGACAUGAAUGGCGACAACUCUAUCGAACCUGCCUUUAAUGCCCCAAGCACAGAGGGGCAGGAGCAUCUGCUAUCUAUCAUCGUAGGGAAGGACCAAGAAAUAUUGAAACUUCGAGACAAGUGUGCUGCCUUAGAGGAACAGCUUACAUCUGCCAGGGCAGCCAUCCACGAACUGCGGGCACAAAAUGAAUCUCUAGCGUGCCAGCUUGACGAAGAAAAACAAAGGACAUCAAAUUUUUCCCUCGAAAAGUUCAAGCAUUCAGAUGAAGAUAUCAUGCUUUACACCGGUUUGCCCUGCUAUGAACAGUUCAUGAGUUUGAUGGAGUUCUUGGACCCAGGUGAACGUGGCUGUAAUGUUUUGCGCACUGAGGGCAGCAGUAGUACAACAAAGUCUACUGUAGGCCGGAAAAGAAAACUUAGUGUAGAAGAUGAACUCUUCUUGGUCUUAGUUCGACUGCGACUUGGUCUGCUUGAGGCUGACCUAGGUCACAGGUUUUGCAUCACGCAAUCUACGGUAUCCAGGAUAUGGACAUCAUGGAUAAACUUCAUGUAUGCCAAGCUCUGCACCCUGCCUCUUUGGGCCCCAAGGGAAGUCAUCGAUGCAACAAUGCCGACCGAGUUUCUGCACAAAUAUGCUUCAACAAGGGUGAUCCUUGAUGCGACCGAAAUACGCUGUAAAGUGCCUUCAUCUCUGUCACUACAGUCAAGCACGUACUCGUCUUACAAGUCGUCAAACACAUUUAAAGGCCUCAUAGGGGUGUCACCAAAUGGACUGGUCAGCUUUGUGUCCGAGCUGUUCACGGGAUCCACGUCAAACAGAGAGUGCGUCUCACGGAGUGGGUUCCUGGGGCCAAUCCCACUUUCGUUGGCUCCUGUCAUCAACCAAAUCUGGACUGUGACAGCUAUUCUUACAAACUUUCAAAGCCCUUUAAUUCAACACUGA
Messenger RNA from Ornithodoros turicata, 1302 nucleotides. RefSeq lists its product as uncharacterized. Lineage: Eukaryota; Metazoa; Arthropoda; Arachnida; Ixodida; Argasidae. The transcript has a single exon. The record is from RefSeq and is a predicted model, not a curated record. The coding region runs from base 1 to 1302 and encodes 433 amino acids.